GCGGUCCUUCGCGGGGCGGCUGCCCGCCCUCGGCCUGACCCCGCCGCGGCGGCCACCGCUGCCCGCCGAUCCCGCCGAUCCGGCUCCCCUCGCCUGGGGAAGGGCGCGGGGGGCGCUCCGUGAGGGCGGUACCGCCGUGUCCCCCCCGGGCGGGGAGGGACGGCCCGUCCGCAGCGCGCGUCACGUGACGGCGGCGACAGCGACGGUGACAGCGCUGGGACCGCGGCCGGGCCGCCACCGCCAUGGGCAUAAAAUUUCUAGAAGUUAUUAAGCCAUUCUGUGCAGUGUUACCUGAAAUCCAGAAACCAGAAAGAAAAAUCCAGUUCAGAGAGAAGGUACUAUGGACAGCCAUCACACUCUUCAUUUUCUUAGUGUGCUGCCAGAUCCCUUUGUUUGGAAUCAUGUCAUCAGAUUCUGCAGACCCCUUCUAUUGGAUGCGAGUCAUUCUGGCAUCAAACAGAGGUACUUUGAUGGAAUUAGGUAUCUCACCCAUUGUGACAUCAGGUUUGAUCAUGCAGCUGCUGGCAGGAGCAAAGAUCAUUGAAGUUGGUGAUACUCCAAAAGACAGAGCUUUGUUCAAUGGAGCUCAGAAAUUAUUUGGGAUGAUUAUUACCAUUGGGCAAGCCAUUGUGUAUGUUAUGACUGGAAUGUAUGGAGAUCCUGCUGAAAUGGGUGCUGGAAUUUGUCUUCUUAUUAUAAUUCAGCUGUUUGUGGCUGGUUUGAUUGUGUUGCUGCUAGAUGAGUUGCUACAGAAAGGUUAUGGAUUGGGGUCUGGUAUUUCCCUGUUUAUUGCUACCAACAUCUGUGAAACCAUUGUCUGGAAAGCUUUCAGUCCCACUACCAUCAACACUGGCAGAGGAACAGAGUUUGAGGGUGCUGUGAUUGCAUUAUUCCAUCUCCUGGCCACACGAACUGACAAGGUCCGGGCUUUGCGGGAGGCUUUUUACCGACAGAAUCUGCCCAAUCUCAUGAACCUGAUUGCUACAGUGUUUGUGUUUGCUGUAGUCAUCUAUUUCCAGGGGUUCCGAGUGGAUUUACCCAUCAAGUCUGCACGGUACCGUGGGCAGUACAGCAGCUAUCCCAUCAAGCUGUUCUAUACCUCCAACAUUCCCAUCAUUCUGCAGUCUGCCUUAGUAUCAAACCUCUAUGUCAUUUCCCAGAUGUUGUCUGUUCGUUUCAGUGGCAACUUCUUGGUGAACUUACUGGGACAGUGGGCAGAUGUCAGUGGAGGUGGCCCUGCUCGCUCUUACCCUGUUGGUGGCCUGUGCUACUACUUGUCUCCUCCAGAAUCCAUGGGUGCAAUAUUUGAGGAUCCUGUCCAUGUAAUAGUUUAUAUAAUAUUUAUGUUGGGAUCCUGUGCAUUCUUCUCCAAGACUUGGAUCGAGGUGUCUGGCUCAUCAGCAAAAGAUGUUGCCAAGCAACUCAAAGAACAGCAAAUGGUGAUGAGAGGCCACAGGGAUACAUCAAUGGUUCAUGAGCUUAACAGAUACAUCCCUACAGCAGCUGCAUUUGGUGGUUUGUGCAUCGGUGCCCUUUCAGUACUGGCUGACUUUCUAGGAGCCAUUGGCUCUGGCACUGGCAUUCUCCUUGCAGUCACUAUUAUUUAUCAGUAUUUUGAAAUAUUUGUAAAAGAACAGGCUGAAGUUGGAGGAGUAGGUGCAUUAUUUUUCUAGAUGUCCAAAUAUUUCAUGGUUUGUGUGAAAGGGAAAGUAUUUUGACAACAUGCCUCAUUUAGUCCAAUAAUGCUAUUUUCUUUUUACUUGUUUCCAAGUGCUACGUGUCCCAUUACUGUAAUGGGCAUUGAGCAAUGCCUGUGUGCAGCGUUAGUACCAGCUGCCUUAAGAAUAAAGUUUACAUUAUCUUGUUUAAGUAUUAUCUAGUGUUGCCUGUAAUGCUGGAAACAAUUCAUCUACCUUGCUGUUCAGACACUACAGUGAGAUGGUAAAAUGUAUCAGUUUGACAGCCCUAAACGUCUUUGCACACAGCAGUAAAGUGUUAAUUUCCCUGUCCCUAAUAGAAAAAAAAAAAAAAAAACCUGAGUUCAGAUUGCCACGUGCCAGUAUUCCUGACAAAAUUUAUUUGUAUCAGUAUUUUACAUUAAUUUUUAUACUUUUUUAAAAAUCUCAUUUCCCCACCACUGAACUCAGAACUCCUUAUUCCUUUGCCAUGCCUCCACCCAGGCACCUUUCUCUGAGCUCUGCGGGUGGGCAAGCAAACAUUUACGGGCGGCUGAUACUCAUCUCACCUGAGAGCUGGCUCUGUGGGGGAUCUGCUGCGGCCAGGGCAGCCGGGUUCUUGCCCCAGGCCUCCUGUGGGGCAGCGGCUGUCACAGAGGCAGGGCAGCCCAGCCCAGCAGCUCUGUUCAACCAUGUACUUGUGAAAACUGUGCCACUGAAACUUCAUGUCCACUUCGCUUUUGUGAGUCUAAAGAAUGAGGCCUGGUUCCUAAAGCAGUUCAUAGGAGGGAAAAGGGGGAACAGGGAGUUCCUGCUGAAAAUUUGUCGCACUUUACAGCGGCGAUGUAACAAAUGUAAGCGUUAGACAAUAAACUUAUUUAACUAAA
This is a messenger RNA of Vidua macroura (Pin-tailed whydah), 2563 nucleotides long. It is a transcript of the gene SEC61A2, whose product is annotated as SEC61 translocon subunit alpha 2. Gene Ontology annotation, biological process: SRP-dependent cotranslational protein targeting to membrane, translocation; post-translational protein targeting to membrane, translocation. The record is from RefSeq and is a predicted model, not a curated record. Gene Ontology annotation, molecular function: transmembrane protein transporter activity; ribosome binding; signal sequence receptor activity. Lineage: Eukaryota; Metazoa; Chordata; Aves; Passeriformes; Viduidae. The transcript has 12 exons. Bases 243 to 1673 code for a protein of 476 amino acids. Gene Ontology annotation, cellular component: Sec61 translocon complex; membrane.